UCAGGGCGAGCCCACUCGCGUUUACAGUGACAUUCGACCAGGACGGACGGAGGUUGACAGACAGAGCCAUCUCGACUCAUUCGCACCCAUCCACCCGCAUAUAACGAAUAGCAAGCAGCAACCUCUCACAAUCUGUACCGUGUGGCAGGGUCAACAGACGUCACCAUCGGUUUGUUCGAUUCAGAAUUUAAGUCCUUCCAAGGCGUAUUUGAAGUGAUGGAAGCCUUUCUGGCCUGAAGUCUUAGAAAGAGCCGCUGAACCGUAGCCGAAGCAACCGACGAGAACAACAACGACAACAACAACGCCACGAGCGUUAUUGCUCUCCGCGUGGGCGCCCAACAAAACAAAAGCCAUGAGCGACUCCAACCGCGAACGCUCGGCGCUGGUGAAAGGCGCCAAGGACAUCGCGCGCGAGGUCAAGCGGCAGGCGGCCAAGAAGAUCGGCCGCGGCUCAGACCGCCUCCAGGACGAGUACACCGGCCGCACGUACGCCCGCUUCCAGGACGAGCUGGACGACGACUACUAUGCCCAGCAGGGCUCGUACGGGGACGCUUCGGCAGGUCCCGGGCACGCCGCCGGCGAAGCGGGCGGAGGGGCCGCCGCCGACGAUGAGGAGGGCGACAGCGAUGCCACGGAGGGCCACGACGAAGAGGACGAGGUCUACGAGGGCGAGUACCAGGGCAUCCCGCAUGGCAAGGCCGGGAACAGCCACGUGCCGGCGGGUGACGGCGGGGACCCUUACGGCGAUGGUGGUACGGGAACGAUUGCCGGACUGCAGACGGAGCGGGAGGAGAUGGCGCAGCAGUACGAGGCAGUCAUGCAGGAGUGCGGGCACGGCCGGUUCCAGUGGACCUUCUACAUGGUGCUGGGGCUGGCUCUUAUGGCGGACGGCGUCGAGGUGUUCGUGGUGGCCUUUGUCCUGCCCAGUGCCGAGCGCGAUUUGUGCAUUACUGACGCUGGAAAAGGAUGGCUUGGCACCCUGGUGUACCUGGGCAUGAUGAUGGGCUCACUAGUGUGGGGUGGCCUCGCGGAUCAGCAGGGCCGACGCCAGUGCCUGCUCAUGGCGCUCACAGUCAACAGCCUCUUCUCCUUCCUCUCCUCCUUCGUCUGGGACUACGGCACCUUCAUCUUCUGCCGCUUUCUGGAUGGAUUUGGGAUUGGUGGGAUUAUCCCGAUUGUAUACUCAUAUUAUGCCGAGUUCCUGGCCCACGACAAGCGAGGGGAACAUCUGAGCUGGCUGUGCAUGACGUGGAUGUUUGGGGGAAUCUAUGCCUCUGCUAUGGCCUGGGCCAUCAUCCCUCACUACGGCUGGAGCUUCGGCAUGGGCUCCGCUUAUCAGUUCCACAGCUGGCGAGUUUUUGUGAUCGUGUGUGCGCUCCCAGCAGUCGCCUCCAUCGUGUGUCUGACCUUCAUGCCCGAGAGCCCACGUCACCUGCUGGAGAUGGGCAAGCACGAUGAAGCAUGGAUGAUUCUGAAGCGAGUGCAUGACACCAACAUGAAGGCACGUGGACAUCCGGAGAAAGUGUUCACCGUGACUCAGCUGAAGGUGGUGAAGCAGGUGGACGGCGUGACGGAGUUGAACUCUGACACGGGGACGUGGCACCGCCGCUGGGCCGCCAGAGCCACCUGCGAGGCCUCCAAGAUUUGGAGGACGUUUCUGGACUGUUUCGCACCACUCUUGAGGAGAGAUAUGCUGAAGCUGUUGACCAUCUGGCUCACACUCUCAUUCAGCUACUACGGGCUGUCGGUGUGGUUCCCAGAGGUGAUAAAAGUCCUCCAGGAAAAGGAAUACCACCACCACACGAAGGUGCACGUUGGGGAGCGUAUCCAUGGCUCCACGUUUAACUUCUCCCUCGUCAAUCAGAUCCACCUCAAUGGAGAGUUCAUCAAUGACAAAUUCACAAACAUAAAGUUGAAGUCUGUGACAUUUGAGGAUUCGUUGUUUAAGAACUGCACCUUCGAAUACAUCACCUCAACCAACACUUUUUUCAAGAACUGCACAUUUGAAGGCACUAAGUUUUUUGACACAGACCUGUUUGAGUUCAAGUUCAUUGGGACGGUGUUCAUCAACUCCUCGUUCAUAAACAGCAAGAAGGGUUGUCAGAUUGACUUCAGCGACGACUUCAGUGCAUACUGGGUCUACUUUGUCUCCUUCCUGGGCUCGCUCGCUGUGCUGCCUGGGAACAUUGUCUCUGCUCUGCUUAUGGACCGCCUUGGCCGCCUAAAGAUGAUUGGGAACUCCAUGAUCCUGUCGGGAGUGAGCUGCUCAUUUCUCUGGGCUGGGAGCAGCGAAGCCACCAUGAUUGGGCUGCUCUGCCUCUUUAAUGGACUCAGCAUCUCUGCUUGGAACGCUCUCAAUGUCAUCACUGUCGAGUUGUUUCCGACCAACAAGAGGACUACGGCGUUCGGCUUCCUGAAUGCCAUGAGCCGACUGGCGGCCGUGUUCGGGAACGUGAUCUUUGACUCCACCGUCGGCUCGGGGAAGACGGUGGCCGUGCUGCUCGCCUCCACCGUGCUCGUUGGGGGAGGCUUCGUGGCGCUGCGCAUGCCCGACACACGUCGCCAAAUCCUCAUGUGACCGUCCUCCCCACUGCGUGCAGCCGCCCCCCCCCCCCCCGGCCCUCUCCUCGGCUCCUCGUCCGGCUGAAGACUCGAUAAGUAGAGCAAGGGUGGGGGUCCGUUUUGAGCAAAUGUCCACGAGUGCUCGGGAGUGUCCCAGAUGGUAGAAGGCGUUUGCAUGCUGGGUUUUGGCGUAGGGAGCUGUGGAUGCUCGUAUAGUGAGGUGAACAGGUUUUUGGGGAUUGGUGUAGAAAACAGUUUCAAUCUUGGAAGUUAGAGCUAUGCUACGCAAGCGUGGAUUGCACAUUAAACAGAUAGAUGAUGUUGAAUGAAAAAUGCAUUCUGUGAGCUAAAUCUUAACUGAUGCAGUUUUUGUUCAUACGUAGAUUCAUAAACUGAUUCAUGUGACAUCACCACGUGGAGUUACAUGGAUCAUGUGACAUUAUAAACUUGUUCGUGUGACAUAAUGAUCAGAGAAGUCUUUCUAAGUGUAUUACAAUUUUUGAGCAGCUUAACCAGGGUAUAGAUCAUUGAUCCUCUACAUGGAAAGUCUAUUCUACAUUUUGUCUGUAAACUGUCAAUACAGUUGCCUGUACUCUAAUUCAUAUGCAUAGUGGAAUCAUUAUUGGCUAUCUAUAUUUAGUGAUGGAUAAAUUUUGCUAGAUGUUAUUGUUUAUGAAUAGUGUUUGUGUCAGCACAUUUGCUUAAGAAGUUUUAAUAUGUAGGUCCUAAUUCAUGUUUGGUAGAAUGGCAGUUUUUGCUAACAUUUGAUGAAAAUGUUGUGAAAUUAGCACGGUUUCUGCAGAUUUGGCAGUUAUUUGUUUUCCUGUCCAAAUGGCAGAAAAAUGGUUUCUUCUAAAAUAUGAACGAUCGGUGUACAAUGCACUGCAAACAUGCACCUCACUUUAUUUUUUAGGUUAGUUUACAUUUAAUUAGACAUUUGCUGCCAUUUUUUUGUUUAAAUCAUCAUUAUUGAAUAAAGUACCUGACACAUGAAUUCUCCAAAUAACUGCACACAGGAUGUGAAGUAUACCAAGAUACCAUUGAAUUCUAGCAGCUAACAAACAAGAAACAAAACGCUCCAUCAUCCAACAAGCACAAUUAGAAAAACAAAGACAAAAAUAUCGUGACUUAAACAUCAGUUAAAUAUCUUUGCAGCAUAAGCAUCUCUCCAGUGAAGUGGUUUUAAAAUCAAGGCUGUAGACACAAACCACUUCCAAUGGAGUGUCCCGUGGGUUGUGUGUUUCUUCAAAUUUAAAUUUCCUUUGCUAUUUACCACAGAGAUGAAGAUUUCUCAAGGUAUUUCAGAUGCUGUAACAAUACAGCUUUGAAUUUUGAUUUAAAGCUUUCGUGACUGCAGUAAUUCAUAUUCUUAGUUCUUUCGGUAAAGUCACGUUGAAGGGAAACAACAAAAUAAUAAAAUAUAUGGUUUGCAAACCAACACACCUGAAGACGACCGUUUGUGUUAUGGUCGAAACGUCGUGAGAAUUUUUAUUGUUUUAUAUAUAUUUUAUUAUUUUGUUGUUUCCCUUCAACGUGACUUUUCCGAAAGAACUAAAAAUAUGAAAUACAGCUUUGCUCAAAAUAUCAAAUGUAAAGUACAGUAUUCCCUCAUUAUUCACAAACUUGGCUAUCCGUGAUUUUGGCUUUCCACGAUGAGAUAUAAUGUGAUGAGAUGAAGUGAUGAGAGAUAAAGCAAUGAGUGAUGCGAGAGAGUGAUGUGUUAUUAUGAUAAUUUGCAUGUAUUUACAAGUUUAUUUAAGACAAUUAAAUAUCAUUAUCCACGAAAUUUACUAUUCACGAGCAUCUCAGAAAUGCAUCCCUCGCGAGUAAUGAGGUAAUACUGUAGCGUUUAAAUGACCAAUGUUGAGCUGUUAUGUCUAAAGUGCACUCAAGUACAGUAUAAGCAUAUGAAAUCGUGACAGUCCUUAAAACUCCUAUAACACUGGAAUUUAACGACUACUAAAUACAACGUAAUAUUAUAUACAUACAGUACACUACACAAUCAAAAGAUUCCGAGGUCGGGUACCAUUCAGGGCAUGACAGCUCAUCAGCUGUCCUGGGUCAAUAAAAUAGGCACCACUUUGUGGGAAGUCAACAUUGGCUACCCUUGGGAGACUUGCUACUGCCACGGGAAUAUUUAAAUUCCACCAUUGACUCCGGCUCAUCGGGGAUACAUUUUUUUGUGCCGUCUCUGGUGACCGGAUUGAGACAAUCAACUCAUUACACUUGAGAAUCUCGUUUAAUCACGGGUGGUUGCUUGGAUUUGAACCCAGGAUGUCAGUGGCACCAGCUCAGUGCUCUGACGUUGUGUUAGCCCCUGGAGCCACUCGGCUACCUCUCGAAUUAAGUGUUCUUAACUGCUUCAGUUAAUUAAUGUAAUAAAAUAUGAAGGAGAUUUAUUAAGUUUUUGACCAGUGAGCUUUCCAGAUAAACUUUCCUAGUUUUCUGGGUGGUUCUUAUUUGUAACAUCAGGAUAGCAAUUACAAAUGUGACAGUCUCAAGCCAUGCACCAUCCACUGGAUAAAAUAAAAACUAUACAACGUUUGUAUAAAUUUUGAUUUAAAGCUUUCGUGACUGCAGGGAUUCAUAUUCUUGGUUCUUUCGGUAAAGUCACGUAGAAGGGGAUCAAUAAAAUAAUAAAAAAAUUAUAAAAUAUAAAACAAUAUUGUUGUUUUAUAUUUUUAUUAUUUUAUUGAUUCCCUUCAACGUUUGUAUAACUUAUUGUCCAUGAAAGGUAAUAAAAUCAAGGUGCACAAAGGUAAAAUAACAACUGUCAUUGCGAUAAUUCAACUCAUGUUUGAGAAACUGGUCUUCACCUUAGGAAUGUGGAAGCUCAGGACUGUUUGCCCAAAGCUCAUUGAAGUAUGGUGACACAUUUCGAAUUUCUAUUCGAAUCUAUCCACCAUACACUUUUUCAAUCAUCAUGUUUUACAUUAUUCUGUAAGCGUAUGAAAGUGGGAAUAGCUUGUAAUAGGUGUGAUCACUAUAGAAAUGCUGAACAUAAUUACAUAUUUAAUGAAGUCUCGUGGUGGUUUAGUUGGUAUUAAGAGCACACACACUGAUAUGUUGCAGAACUGAUUGUACUCUUCCACAUACCAUAUAGUACUAAAAACACACACAUUAUACACAUACAACUGACACUAUCAACAGAAGAAAAUAAAUUUUGAUUUAAAGCUUUCGUGACUGCAGGGAUUCAUAUUCUUCGUGACUGCAGUAGAAACGUCGUGGGAAUUUUAUUGUUUUAUAUUUUUAUUAUUUUAUUGUUUCCCUUCUACGUGACUUUACCGAAAGAACCAAGAAUAGAAGAAAAUAAGUUACGUCGGUGUUAUUUUAGUCAUUCAUUAAAUAAUGUGUAAAGAGCCUGUUGAAAGUGACACAAUAUAAAAAUGCGUUACCUAUAUUUUUUACAUUAUUGUGCUUUUUAUAGUAACCUAGUGUCAAAGGUCACCAAAAUUUAGCAGCAUACUUUCAAACAAACCCGGUAAAAAAAUGUCACGAACAUUCAAAACUAAAUGUAGGAUAUGUAGUACUCAGUGCUGUGUUUGAUGAUAAUAAAAUAAUAUAGUUAACCGUCAUUAAGUUAAAUCGCCCCGUUUGUGUUUUUGUGGUAUGGGUUAUUAGACGGCUGGACAUAUAUGUUUAAAAAAUGUGCUGUAUAAAGUGUUAACUCUAUACAUUGUGAUGUAUUUAUUCUUUAUAGUUUCAGAAAGCACAGGUAGUAUUGGAGUUAUAGAAAUAAUGUAUAUAUGCUUGUGUUAUACUAUUCAUCCAAAAUACUUUCACACAGAAAUCUUAAUCAGCUACUUGUUCUGCACUAAUUGGAAAUAUACACUACUGUAUUUGCUUUAUUUAAGUCAUGUUUGGCUAAACAUAUUUAAAUCCUAAUAUUCCAAUAGCGUAUGUACAUACAAGGCACAAAAAUUAUGACGUUAUUUAAGAAUACCGUGUAAGACAUCCGGAAAAUAAUACACAAAGUCAGAAGAGCAAACACAAGCAUGGUGAGAUGCAUGCUUGGAAUUUCAUUGAGAGAGAUUAGAGAACAAAUGCAGGAAUACACAUUUGUAUUUGUUUAUAUCUGCAGUUUAACGCGUAGUUUUAAAUUCAGAAAGUAGCGUAUUUAGUAGUUGCUUUGAACAAUGUCAUCUUCAUACGUAUUGCCAUAAUAUUCAAAGACGGCCUUUUUAUUGUUUUGCAACCAACGUAUAAAAUGUGCAAAAUGCUCCCGUGUUGUCUUAUAUAGACAUGAAGAUAUAAGCAGGGCAGCCUAAGCACAGCAUCUUGUGAAAAUCGUUGGCUAUAUAUAUAUCUUUUUUUAUGGAACUUCGCUGAGUGACAUCAGUGUUGCAUUUCAUAAGGUAUCAAUGUUAUGCUUCGGUGAACUUAAACAUCAAAUAACAAGUUGAUUAAACAUAACAGCUUGUGUAACAGUGUCCGAGACGAAAGCAAAAUUCCGAUAUUUUGGCUGAGCAGCCUUGACUUUCAUUUCCCCUCGGUCACAGUUAAAACAAAGCACCUGUUAUUUUGUAAUGAACAAGGUUUAUUUUUGUUAUCUGCUUUUUCAUUUAUGUGUGUAUGUGUUGCUAUUGUUGAAGUGAGUGUCAAAUCGUGUAAUAUAGGUGGUGUUUUGUUGAAUCUUCUUUGAAAGCAAUUACAUGAAUCAUUAGACAUUGUAUGUGCUUCUGCAUUUGUCUCUGCUGCUGGAUGUGUUGUAAAAUGUUUAAGCAGUGCACCUUUAAACUCCCUGUCCCUUUGUAGCCACUGCAGCCACAUUGCAGUAAUACAAAGGGCCGCCCACUGCUACCAGCAGAGUUAAUAACUUCAAUUCGAUGUUGGAUAUUUAGGAAUACUGUUUCUGAUAUAUUUGUAAGUGGCAUUGAAAAAAAACAACCUUGUGUUAUAUCCAUAUGUGCAAUGAACAAUGUGCUGUUCUAUUAAUAUAGACUCUAUCAGCUUGUGGGCAUAAUCUUAUAUGAAGGUGCGCGAUAUGAUUGCCUGUAUAAAGCACAAUUAUGUUUGUAUAAACGUAAAUAUGCAGUGGACAAGAUUUGUUAAACAUAAGAAACAAAAUGUUCUUGCAGACAUAUAACCAAAAUUUGCAUCACAAAGUAUAAUUACAUUUUUAAUCCAAUGUACUGUUUACUUUCUAGCCCGGUGGCAACCCCACGUAAAUGAGGGCCCAAUUCUUGCGUUGGUGUAAAGUAGCAGUGGAAGUUGAAGUGUCCACUGACAGCUUCCUUCCAAUUGAGGAUCAGCUCAUGUCUUAUUUUUUGUGCCUUUCCACAACGUGCAAUGUGUGGAGCCCACCUUUCCACCGCAGAUGACAGUCAAGCCAGACACAGUGGUGGGAUUGGUAGGAUGGCAUGGCACUAGUGCAGAAACCAUGACUCUGAAUGAGGCAGACCAAUUAAGCCGUGAUUCUGGCCACACAUACAGUAUAUGUACACACAUAUAUGGCCAUCUAGACGAUAUAAUGUAUAGAUAUUUAUGUAGUACGUAAUAUCACGAAGGCCAUAAUAUAUUUGGCUAUACAUUAAGACAAUAUAUCUCAGCAUUUCCAUUGCCCAGUGUUUACCAACGAUGAGACGAUCAUUCAUUCUGACAGUGCAAUUAAGGUCAGUUAUUAUUUAACACCUCAACAAAGUUGGUGGAGUUGCAAAAUCCGUUUGGGCCUUGAAUUUUUUUCCCUUAAGAUGGUAACAUUCCUGCUGUAUAAAACAUGCCCCAUGUGCAGUGUGAUUAUAUUCUGUCUCAGUGAUUGCGCAUGCAUUUCCUUAGCCUCUAUUUCCAUUAGAAUCUGUGACCUCCAGCCUAAUAAAGUGUACCAUAUUUAAUUCUCCAAUAAAGAUGUAUGUAUGUUGUGUCCUCCA
This is a messenger RNA of Petromyzon marinus (sea lamprey), 8429 nucleotides long. RefSeq names its product synaptic vesicle glycoprotein 2C-like. Gene Ontology annotation, cellular component: synaptic vesicle membrane. Gene Ontology annotation, molecular function: transmembrane transporter activity. NCBI's taxonomy places the organism in Eukaryota, Metazoa, Chordata, Hyperoartia, Petromyzontiformes, Petromyzontidae. Gene Ontology annotation, biological process: chemical synaptic transmission; transmembrane transport. The record is from RefSeq and is a predicted model, not a curated record.